Schistocerca serialis cubense is the source of this 594-nucleotide messenger RNA. RefSeq lists its product as uncharacterized. Gene Ontology annotation, biological process: response to endoplasmic reticulum stress. The record is from RefSeq and is a predicted model, not a curated record. The coding region runs from base 1 to 594 and encodes 197 amino acids. Gene Ontology annotation, molecular function: protein phosphatase regulator activity. Lineage: Eukaryota; Metazoa; Arthropoda; Insecta; Orthoptera; Acrididae. Gene Ontology annotation, cellular component: endoplasmic reticulum; protein phosphatase type 1 complex. The transcript is spliced from 2 exons.
AUGGAGAAGGUGAGAAAAAAGGAAGUGCACUUUCCAAAUGAAGCAUGUACCUCAGUGCACAUUUUAAAUGACUGGGAUUUUUCGGUAUACAGAGAGGCUCGCAUAGGACUUUGCUGGCAACGUGCCGCCAUUGACAGUCUUCGAUUCAAGCAACGUAUAGAACAAAUGUGUAAAAUUAUAUCACCAAUCCUCGACGAUGCGCAUAGGCAGCGUAUCGCUAAAGCUAGACAGAAUAUCCGAAGAAAGAUGCUAUCCCUACAUAAAAGAGAAACUGAAACAAAAUCUGUGCUGGAAAAGACAUUUAAGCCCAUUUCACAACCACUAAAGGAACUGAUUCACCGAUUUCCGGCGAGAGAAAACAAUAGCAAUUCUGCAGCUAGAUGUCAAGACAAAAUCAACGGCUGUGACAUUAAUGAAAAAUAUGAUGACGAUGAUGAUGAUGUGGAGAAAAAGAAAAAAAUGAAAAGUAGCAGAAAAAUACAAGAGUUGUGUAUAGCAGAAAAUGCAGCUGGUCAACUGGCGGCUUCGUACUUUAAUAAACCGAUAGACAAAACGCGCGACACCGUGUACGGCGUAAGAUUUGAUCCAUUAUAA